AUGGAGCACGAGGAUGACUACGAGACUCCUCGCGACUUUGAGAGUCGCGACGACGACUACAGGACUCCUGGCGACCCUGGCGAAUGUGAGGACCGGGGUGGUGAACACGCAGGUGGUGAUCACACGGGUGCAGGUGGUGAACACACGGGUGCAGGUGGUGAACACACGGGUGCAGGUGGUGAACACAUAGUGGGUGGUGAACACACGGGUGGUGAACACAUAGUGGGUGGACAUGCCGUGCCGACAAUAAUUCGGACGCGGCCACCGGACCGAACGUUGGCUGCCCCGAAGGACGCGGCGGCGAUUGCGAAGAUCCUGGCGGAUCGGUACGUGCCGGCGCCGACGUUUUCGCAUUCGCCGGCGACGGCUGAGUCGCCGAGCAUGUUCCCUGUGACGCGCGAACGUUUCGGACGGGACGCGGAAGUGCGUCCCUUCGAUGAAAAGGAGCUCGAUGUGACAUACGCGCACUCACCGCGGCCGGUGGAUGUACGCAUUCCCACGCCCGCUGUCCCAGGAAACAUCACCCCUAUCCCCACUCCCGAAGCACUUGCCGAACACGACCGACCACUCACGGAAGAAGAAGCUGAACAACUCUCGAUCUGGAUCUUUAGAAGUGGCUAUUCGAAACCGGGAAACACACACGGAGAUAAUCAUCACCUCAAACAGCUCUGCUAA
Gregarina niphandrodes is the source of this 675-nucleotide messenger RNA. RefSeq lists its product as hypothetical. Lineage: Eukaryota; Apicomplexa; Conoidasida; Eugregarinorida; Gregarinidae. The record is from RefSeq and is a predicted model, not a curated record. The coding region runs from base 1 to 675 and encodes 224 amino acids. The transcript has a single exon.